This is a messenger RNA of Colletotrichum spaethianum, 2151 nucleotides long. RefSeq lists its product as uncharacterized. NCBI's taxonomy places the organism in Eukaryota, Fungi, Ascomycota, Sordariomycetes, Glomerellales, Glomerellaceae. The coding region runs from base 1 to 2151 and encodes 716 amino acids. The transcript has 2 exons. The record is from RefSeq and is a predicted model, not a curated record.
AUGGCCCAAGUCCUAGAGAGCUUCUGUGCUGACUCAUCCGGUAGAAGGGUACUCUCGCCCGGCCCCGCCCACCCGGGCGCCAGCACGGUGAACCCUGCGCGGUCGGAAGGCACGAUGAGCGCGUUGCUGUCACGCGAGCUUGGGAGCUGCCGCUGCGCCAUUGGACGAACAGCUACGGUAACACAACAAUGGGAUGCCAAGGGCCUUGAACCACGACCGCAGCACCCGAUGCACUUCUUUGGCGUCGUAUUUGUCUACGACAAUUUCCCCUCCCUCCUGGCCUCACAAACAUCGAGGUCGCCAUGUCGACCGCCGCCAGAAGACGACCUCCGCGACAGGCUCCGAGCCGAGCCGCGGGGCAUACCGAGGACGGCCUCCCUCCGGCGAGCCACGGAUGGACCCAGUCGACGACAGACACGGACGAAUCUCCGAGUAGACACACUUCGCAAGGCCGCAAACAACACGCACCGCAUAAACAGUCGCGGUGUUGAGGAAGCCAAAUCUUCAGGGGCUACGAACCCCUCAAGCAGGGAAACUAGAUCUUCGAGAAAGGCCAGAAAUUCACAUGAGCCGGGUCUCUCAAAAUUGAACGAACCUGCAUCCGAGGCCAAGCCCGUCGACGACAUCUACGAGUUUCAGGCCAGCUCGCCCAGGAAACGCAAGCCAGAGGAAGAGACGUCAAGUGGGUACCGAAAGGGCAGAGCGUACACCUCGCGGGACUUCGAUACCGGCGACGGCCUUUUUGUCGUGCAAGAGGAGGACGAUGCGGAUGACGGUGGUGAUGAGCAGCUAUAUGACGAUCCAACGAUCGUAGGCCUACCGCCAUCGGCGCAAACAAGAGAAGAGGGACAGUCUACUGAAGACGCCGUGCACGACAAUGAACCGCAGUCGAGCGCAGCAACUGAGCAAGUCCGACGUCUCGUUGUGGACAUGGGCCCGGCCCCCCCUGAGCCCUCAGACGAAGAUGAUGACGGAUACCCGGACGACCACCUCAUCUUCAAUCCGCCUGCAGGACAAGAAACAAUAGCCGCGGCGCCAAUCAAGUCUAAUUUCCUGAAGAGCAUUGCAGAGCUAAUGGGCGGAACCGGCUGGACACAGUCUCGCGGAGAGAUCACGUCGGCGGCCCACAAGGCGCAAUUCUCGAAACGGACACGCCCCCUUUGGAACGAGCUCUGCCACCUCAAUAAUUUCUGGGAGGGAAUGCCACGCGCGCCUCUGUUUGACCAGCAGUGUGACUACUUGCAUUCGGAUGACGAGGAUGCGACGAGCGCGAGGCUGAGUGUCAGGAAGGUCGACGGGCUUAUCCGCGCGCUGGCUGACAAGGCGAAGCAGCCCAGCCACGGCGAGGAAUCAGACAUGCCGCCGUUACGUUUUGUGGUGGAUAUCUACGAGAGGAUCAUCCCACUGCUCGUCCACAUCCUUGAAAGCGUAUUCCGAAAGGGAGCCGACCUUGAACGAUCACGCUACACCGGGAGGUUUACCAAAACAACAUUGCAGAUCAUGCAGAGAGUGGCUGCCUGGAUCGAGAAGUUGUACGAAGCAAUGCAGGUGAAUUUGAUUAGAAGAAGGCUGAAGGAACAGACGCUCUCGAAACGAAUCAGUCGAGAAAAGCUAGGCGGGUAUCUACGAGGCUUCAAGUCUGAACUCGAACAGGCUUGGAGGACAGCAGAUGAGGUUAUUGAGUGCCAACAGCGCUAUGAACAGAGGCUCUUGCUAUCGAAGACUAGGAAGGAUCGAGAACAACGCGAGUUUGAAGAAGCUAGGCGGCGACAACGAGAGCUUUGCGAUAGACGCCUGGAGGAGUACCUGCGACGCACUGCUGUCGAGAGGGCACAGAUAGAGGCAUCCUCAUCGCAGUAUCCUUCUCAGCGGACAAGCCGUGGGAGGCAACAAGCAACGCUGGCCCGAACCGAGCCAGUGGACCGGGCAGAGAUGGCAAAUGCCGGCCCAAGCAAGCCGUGGCCUGAAGACGAAGCCAAGAGGCUCUUACGGGUACUAUCAACGAGACCACAGAUAGAGAUGGAGGCUCUGGUUUGGGAAUUCGAGCGCAGCGAGGAAGACGUCAAGGCAAUGGUGGAAUUGCUGAAGCAGAGUGCCAGGACGUACGCCGCAUCCAGGGGCAGACAGAUCCCGGCGUUUGCUGCCAGCUGA